AGAGGGAGCCCCUGCGCUCCGCGGCCGGGCGGAGAGCGAAGCCGGGCGCGUCCCGUCCCGCAGCCGGCUCCAGCCGCUCCGCAAGCCCCUGUGUACUCGCCGCUGCCCGCAAGCAGGAGGAGCAGAGGGAGGAGGAAGAGCAGCAGGAGGAGGAAGGCAGCCAGCAAAGCGAGCAGCCCGCAGCGGGGCACGCACGUGUGCGCGCAGCCUUUCGACGGCCGCCCUCCAGCAUGCUGCGCGGAGCUGCGCGGGGCAGCGCGGCGGAGAGGAGCUGACCGCGGGCGAAGAACGGAGCCGAGCAGAGCGGAGGAGCGGCUCCGCGGAAACCGCCGUGCAUCCGUCCCGUCCGGCCUCCCUCCGACACACACCCCUUCGAGGGAGCCGGCGGUCCCGCAGCAUGGGCGGCCGCAGCCCCCUCGCUGCCGCCGGCGCCGCUGUCCUGGUGCUGCUCCUGGGGCGCUUCGCUCUUUGCGUCGCCGUGGAGGAAAAGAAAGUUUGUCAAGGGACAAAUAACAAGCUGACCCAACUGGGACAUGUGGAAGACCAUUUCACCAGCCUGCAGAGAAUGUACAACAACUGCGAGGUGGUACUCAGCAACCUGGAGAUUACAUAUGUGGAGCACAAUCGUGACCUCUCUUUCCUGAAGACGAUACAGGAGGUUGCAGGCUACGUUCUCAUCGCACUUAACAUGGUGGAUGUCAUUCCCCUAGAAAACCUCCAGAUCAUCCGAGGAAAUGUGCUGUAUGACAACUCUUAUGCUCUGGCAGUUUUAUCCAAUUACCACAUGAAUAAAACCCAGGGACUCCGAGAGCUGCCGAUGAAACGGCUGUCAGAAAUUCUCAAUGGAGGUGUUAAAAUCAGCAACAACCCCAAACUGUGCAACAUGGACACUGUUCUCUGGAAUGACAUCAUUGACACAAGCAAGAAGCCUCUCACAGUCCUUGAAUUUGCAAGCAGCCUGUCUUCUUGUCCCAAAUGCCAUCCAAACUGCACAGAAGACCACUGCUGGGGCCCUGGCGAGCAGAACUGCCAGACAUUAACAAAAGUCAUCUGUGCCCAGCAGUGCUCUGGCCGGUGCAGGGGAAAGGUGCCCAGUGACUGCUGCCACAACCAGUGUGCUGCGGGGUGCACGGGGCCUCGGGAGAGCGACUGCCUGGCAUGUCGCAAGUUUCGGGAUGAUGCUACGUGCAAGGAUACAUGUCCCCCAUUGGUCCUGUAUAACCCCACCACUUAUCAGAUGGAUGUCAACCCUGAUGGAAAGUACAGCUUUGGAGCCACUUGUGUGAGGGAAUGUCCACACAACUACGUGGUGACAGACCACGGCUCCUGCGUUCGCUCAUGCAAUACCGAUACUUACGAAGUGGAAGAAAAUGGUGUUCGGAAGUGUAAAAAGUGUGAUGGGUUAUGCAGCAAAGUGUGCAACGGCAUUGGAAUAGGUGAACUUAAAGGGAUCCUCUCCAUAAAUGCCACAAACAUUGACUCCUUCAAAAACUGUACCAAGAUCAAUGGGGAUGUCAGCAUCCUCCCAGUUGCAUUUCUAGGUGAUGCCUUCACAAAGACCUUACCCUUGGACCCCAAGAAGCUGGAUGUCUUCAAAACAGUCAAAGAAAUAACAGGAUUUUUGUUGAUUCAGGCCUGGCCUGAUAAUGCUACUGAUCUCUAUGCUUUUGAAAAUCUGGAGAUUAUACGAGGCAGAACCAAGCAACAUGGCCAAUAUUCCCUUGCCGUUGUUAACUUGAAAAUACAGUCCUUAGGACUGCGCUCCCUCAAGGAAAUCAGUGAUGGAGAUGUUGCCAUUAUGAAGAACAAGAACCUCUGCUAUGCUGACACCAUGGACUGGCAAAGACUGUUUGCAACUCCAAGCCAGAAAACAAAGAUUAUACAGAACAGAAAUAAAAAUGAGUGUGCUGCUGCCAGGCAUGUUUGUGACCCCCUGUGCUCAGAUGUGGGCUGCUGGGGCCCUGGACCCUUCCACUGCUUCUCCUGCAGGUUUUUUGAUCGCCAGAAGGAGUGUGUGAAACAGUGCAACAUCCUGCAAGGGGAGCCAAGAGAGUUUGAAAGGGAUUCCAAGUGCCUCCCGUGCCACCCCGAGUGCCUGGUGCAGAACUCCACCAUGUACAACGCAACCUGCACUGGACCUGGCCCUGACAAUUGCAUGAAGUGUGCCCAUUUUAUAGAUGGCCCCCAUUGUGUGAAAUCCUGCCCGGCGGGAGUUCUGGGUGAGAAUGACACCCUUGUCUGGAAAUACGCUGAUGGGAAUGCUGUUUGCCAGCUCUGCCAUCCAAACUGCUCCCGGGGGUGCAAAGGGCCAGGUCUUGAAGGCUGUCCAAACGGGUGA
Messenger RNA from Strigops habroptila (Kakapo), 2338 nucleotides. It is a transcript of the gene EGFR, whose product is annotated as epidermal growth factor receptor. Gene Ontology annotation, cellular component: basal plasma membrane; signaling receptor complex. The coding region runs from base 398 to 2338 and encodes 646 amino acids. NCBI's taxonomy places the organism in Eukaryota, Metazoa, Chordata, Aves, Psittaciformes, Psittacidae. Gene Ontology annotation, molecular function: epidermal growth factor binding; epidermal growth factor receptor activity. The record is from RefSeq and is a predicted model, not a curated record. Gene Ontology annotation, biological process: positive regulation of kinase activity; cell surface receptor protein tyrosine kinase signaling pathway; cell differentiation. The transcript is spliced from 16 exons.